AUGGUGCCCUAUCUGAGCAAGUAUUUGUACUCGACGUCUUCCAAGGUCACCAAAGGGGAGACAGACGUGGUCCAAGCUUUCGCAAUAGCCCAGCAGCAGCAGAAGGAGUCGAAGGAGAAAGAGCGCACCGAGAGAGCAAGGCAAGGAAGAUACUUUCAAAGGCGAACUGACGCAGACGCUGCUUACCCCGUCCUGAGAGUCAGAGGUGCACUGGAGAGCUUGAACAGAGGAGAACCUCGCAACUUCGCUGCAGCUGUGGCCGUGACACUGCACCACCCUGAGAAAUCACCCCUGAACACCACCCACCUCAGACACCAGUAUCAGCGCCUUCUGCGGUCCACAGGUGACAUCGGCAGCAACCACACCUCUACAGCCCGCCCGCGACCAUUCUCAACUGUUAACACCGCUGAGCCACGCCCGCGACAGCAACCCAUGCGCAUCCAGGCCCACUCCUGA
This is a messenger RNA of Colletotrichum abscissum, 456 nucleotides long. RefSeq lists its product as uncharacterized. Bases 1 to 456 code for a protein of 151 amino acids. The transcript is spliced from 3 exons. NCBI's taxonomy places the organism in Eukaryota, Fungi, Ascomycota, Sordariomycetes, Glomerellales, Glomerellaceae. The record is from RefSeq and is a predicted model, not a curated record.